UUUCAGUUACAAGCUUAUGAAACGCCGGGGGCGUGGCUAGACGUUUCAUAACUCAACACGCCCACUGUAAUUCUUAUUUAAAAUGUUAGAACGUAUGUAACCCCACGGAAACCCCUUCACCGCGCAUUGAACUACGUCACACUUAUGAUUUGAAGUGUCAUAUAAGAAUUGUCUGGAUCUCUUUGUUGGAGUCAUGUGGACGGCGAUGCUGGGUCUGACUGCCCUACCACAUGUUGGUGGGAUCUGUGGAGGCUUUAUCACAAGAAGAGAAAUAAAGACAUGGUACGCCUCACUUAACAAACCGUCAUGGAGGCCGCCCAACUCUGCUUUUGGAGUGGUAUGGACCACUUUAUACACAGGCAUGGGGUAUGGCUCAUACCUGGUGUAUAAAGAGCUAGGAGGCUUCACAGAAGAUGCUGUGGUCCCACUGGGACUCUAUGGCUUGCAGCUGGCACUGAACUGGGCCUGGACCCCAAUCUUUUUUGGGGCACACAAGAUUAAACUGGCACUCAUUGAGCUUGUCAUGCUAACGGGGACAGUGGGUGCCACCAUGGUGUCCUGGUACCCAGUGAACCGCACUGCCACUCUCCUCAUGACUCCAUACCUGGCUUGGCUCUGCUUGGCCACCUCCCUCAACUACUGUAUCUGGAGGGACAACCCUGACACCAAAACAGACUAGGCAGGAUUUAAUCAAGAGUAUGUAAUUAACAUGCACUAACAGACACAUCAGGCCAGUUAACACAAAUAUGUGAUUUUCUCAAUCAUGACAAUUAACAUACAGUAUACUACCAUUUAGCUUACAUUUCUGCUGGCUUUGUAAUAUAAAAUAUUAGAACAAGUUUUUCCUCAGCAUAAUUUUUUUUUGAUUUCCUGUUAGUAAAAAGGCAAACCGAUCCACUCACACAAAUGAUGUUAUCACUGAAUCUAGAGCUAAUGAACAUUUGAGCAAAAGCAAAACAUUUUGUACUAAAAUUCUGCUUGCAUGUGUGAUUUUGUAUCAAUGAAUCAUUUUAUUGUUUUGUAUUGGUUCCAAAUAAACAAAAAAGUUGGCUUAUA
Hemibagrus wyckioides is the source of this 1056-nucleotide messenger RNA. RefSeq names its product translocator protein (gene tspo). The transcript has 4 exons. Lineage: Eukaryota; Metazoa; Chordata; Actinopteri; Siluriformes; Bagridae. The coding region runs from base 194 to 679 and encodes 161 amino acids. The record is from RefSeq and is a predicted model, not a curated record. Gene Ontology annotation, cellular component: mitochondrial outer membrane.